AUGUUUUUAAAAAUUAACAGAGCAUAUUUUGCUAAAAAAUGUGUAAACAGUUUAAGCUAUCCUUCAAAACAGAUUCUCCAAAAACGUAAUGUGAGAACAAUCAAUAUAAGAAAAAAAUUAAAUAAAGUAUUUACACAAAAUGAGAAAAUUUCUUAUUAUGAAGAAAAACAAUUUAAGAGUGAUCCAAGAAAUUUAUGUGAAGAAAUAAAAAAAAAUAAUUUGAAAUGGCAUAAUGGAUUGGAAAAGGAAGAAAAUUACAAAAAUAGAUAUAUAGAUGAAAUAAAUAAAAAUGAUAAUAAUAGUUACAGUGAAUAUUUUGAUGAAUAUAAUGGCAAAUGUUAUGAUAAAAAUAAUGAAAUAAUUUCUGAUAAAAAUAAUGAAAUAAUUUCUGAUAAAAAUAAUGAAAUAAUUUCUGAUAAAAAUAAUGAGAUAAUUUCUGAUAAAAAUGAAAAUGAAUUAAUCCCUGAUGAAUAUAAAUUCAUUUUUGAAAGAGCGAAACAUUAUGCACAUAUUGAUGAUGACCCAAUUAUAAGAAGACCAGGAUGCAUUAUAGAUAUAAAAACAUUAAUGAGAAAUAACUGGACAUUUCCUGCUGUUGGUUUUAAUAGUAAGUUAGAAAUACCAAUUUAUAAAUUUGAAUCUGAUGAAAAUGACGACAAGAUUAAAUUUAUUACGGUACCAAAUGAUAUUUUUGGUUUACCGAUAAGAUCAGAUAUAUUACAUAAAUGUUAUUAUUUUUACAGAACAGUACUAGCAGGAUAUACAGAAAGAAUGCAAUUAUAUAAGUGGGAAUGGCCAGGAAGCACUAAAAAAUACCGAAGUCAAAAAAAAAGUGGAAAAGCAAGAAUGAAUUGGAGAAAAACAUGUGGGAGAUAUUUAGGUGUUAAAAAUCAUCCUAUAAGACCUCAUGAUCAGAAAACUAAUAUUAAUAAGAAAUUUUUAUGGAAAGGAAUGAAAAUUCUUUUGUCGGCAAAAUUUGCACAAGAUCAAAUAAAAGUUGUAGACAAUUUUUUAAUUAAAUCACAUAAAACAAAAUAUACAGUUAAAUAUUUAAGAAAUAUUUUAGGAAGAAAUUGUAAUAGUGCCUUACUAGUACAUGAAGGAAAAACAGAUGUGAAUGAUAAUUUUUUAUGGGCAUGUGCAAAUAUAGCAAGUAUAAAAAGAGAAAAUGUAGAAGGUGUUAAUAUUUACAAUUUAUUAAAAUAUAGAUAUGUUAUUUUUACCUAUAAAGCUUUAAAUAAUAUUAUAUAUGAAUUGAAAACUUAUCCUUAUAAAAUGAAAUGGCUUCCCACAUAUGCAACACCCAAUAAUACAAGAGCACCAAAACCAGAAAAAGUGAAUAAUUGGAAUAUUUUAUGGAUUGAAAAAAAAAAAAGAAACAAUUUUUCACAAUUUGAUAAAGAUGCUUUAAAAAAAAGAAUUCAAGAAUGGAAAUGGUCUAGUGAUUUAAAAGGACCAUUAAAAGUUAAAAAAAAAGAUCCUUACAAAAAUUUUAUAUUAACUAAAUUUCAAUGCAAUGAUCCAUUACCUGAAUUUAUUAAAUAUGAAUAUAUAUUUAAUGUUGAAGAUGAAUUUGAUAAUAUUAAUGAUAAUGAAGAUCAUUUUAAUAUGAUUGAUGAAAUAUUAAAUGAUGAUGAGUGUCUAGAAAAUGUUUCUAGUCUCUCAUCACCUAUAUCCACACUACAAGAAAAAGGAAAUACUCAUGAAGAUGAUGAUAAUGAAAAUGAUAAUGAAAAUGAUAAUGAAAGUGAUGAUGAAAAUGAUGAUGAAAAUGAUGAUGAAAAUGAUGAAGAUGAUGAUAAAAAUGAUAAUGAAAAUGAUGAUGAAAAUGAUGAAGAUGAUAAUGAAAAUGAUGAUGAAAAUAAAGAUGAAAAUCAUGGAUAA
Messenger RNA from Plasmodium gallinaceum, 1884 nucleotides. RefSeq names its product mitochondrial ribosomal protein L4 precursor, putative. Gene Ontology annotation, molecular function: structural constituent of ribosome. The transcript has 2 exons. Lineage: Eukaryota; Apicomplexa; Aconoidasida; Haemosporida; Plasmodiidae. The record is from RefSeq and is a predicted model, not a curated record. Gene Ontology annotation, biological process: translation. Bases 1 to 1884 code for a protein of 627 amino acids. Gene Ontology annotation, cellular component: ribosome.